This is a messenger RNA of Psylliodes chrysocephalus, 327 nucleotides long. NCBI's taxonomy places the organism in Eukaryota, Metazoa, Arthropoda, Insecta, Coleoptera, Chrysomelidae. The record is from the annotation of a GenBank genome assembly.
AUGGAAGCACUACAGAGAUUACUUAUUAAGAUGUACAUGACAAUGAAUCCUGGAAAAACUCCUAAUGCUGAAGGUAUAAAAGCAAUUGAAAACCUGGCAGAAAACGCGUCACAUUCUAAUUUGACAUCUGUGAAUAACAACUCAUCUUGUCAAACAUUUUACAAGCACUACCAGACUUUCUUAUUUGAAGUUAGGGAUGAGAUAUUGGGUAAAAGAGCACAAUUUUGGGUAAGAUACAUGGACAAAGUGUUACUGAUUCUGAGGUUUCAGCGAGCGACUAAAGGAAACAACUUUGACUUACACUUAGCAUGUUUGAAAGAUAUGUGA